AUGUUCACAAUUUGUACAGCAGACAAAAGCAAAAUUCGGUUCAGAGCUGAGGAUAUGAGCAUAAAUCAAUCACUUUUGGAUUUGUGUGUAGGAACACAUAAUUUAUAUCUUAGACGACGACAGCCAGAUUUACUUGAAGUUCAACAAAUGAGGAUUCAAGCACAAGAAUUAGCCGAACAGACUCGUCUUCAACGAGAGCGUGAACAAAGGGUUCAGGCAGAAUCAGAAAGGGAUAAGUUGAGAACAGAAUUGGGACAUUUGGCAGAACAAUUAAAUACGAUGCAGAUUGUAAUGAAGAAUGCAGAAGAAAGUCAUCAAUUAAUAGCAGAACGUGCAAGAAUUUCAGAACAAGAAGUUUUUGAAAUGACAAGGCGUGCAAAUGAUGCUGAAGCAGAAAUGCAAAGAAUUAGACAUUCACAAUUACGCGCAGAAGAAAGAAAAUUGGCUUUAGAAAGAAAAUAUAAGGAUGCUGAAUUACUUGCUAAUCGAUUGAUUCAACAGCAACAACAAUUUAAUAAUAAUAACAGCAACAGCAGUAAUGGAAUCAUUCCGAUGACACAGGCAAAAUUUAAUUUUUUAAAGCCCCCGCCUUAUCAGUGCCCACAGCUUAUAUUGAUAGGCUCUUGUUGA
Molecule: messenger RNA, 630 nt
Organism: Meloidogyne enterolobii
Lineage: Eukaryota; Metazoa; Nematoda; Chromadorea; Rhabditida; Meloidogynidae
Source: the annotation of a GenBank genome assembly